UGCAUCCUAGUUGGAGUACGUAAAAAAGUUCAACUUGUUGGCUCUUUCCACAAUCGUUUUCCCGUCAAAAGAAAUGUGUCAUGGAUUGCCAAUACGGCAGCAAAGUUUGACAAAAACUUCAACCACACCCUAAAAUCCGCCCAAUAAUCGACAAUCAACCCACCCCAUUACUUCUUUGAAAUUUCUUCUUUUUUCACAGGAGCCACAAAAAAUCGAGGGACUCUGACAGAGAAGGUUUGGGAAUUGGAAAGAUGUGUCCGCUGAGGCUGAUCCUGAUUUUCUUGUCCGCAACUCUCGCCGGUUUUUUCGUCAUUAGAAACCUCAAAUCUCAGCCCCAAGCUAACGAUGAAGAUGAACCCCAAACCAACACCAACAUCAACGACGACGACAACUCCCUCUCUGCCUUCUCCAAGGUUCGGACAGCUAUAGAAUCAGGAUUCUGGACAUGUGUUGACAUGGCAAGUGGUCGUUACUUGUGGAGGCAUUUGGUUUCCUCAAACUCAAAGCGUUCCACUUGAUCUCCUUCCUCAAAUUUUUCUUCUUUGGUUACAUUUGAACAGGUUUGAUUGGGUGAUUCAACAAAUCUUAUGCAAAAACCAACAUUGAUUUUGCUGUUGUUGACCCUUUGGUGCGGUUAUUAUUGUUGUCGCUGGUGAUUGCAAAUUGUUACCAGGAUGUAGCAUUUACCUGUAUUCCAACAACUGCUGUUGUAUAUAAAUCCUAGAUCUUACUCUACUUGUAACUUGACUCUGAGAUUGACAGUAAAUAAAUGGACUUUCUUCUCAAUUUAUGGGGAGUUAUAUUA
Messenger RNA from Theobroma cacao (cacao), 805 nucleotides. RefSeq names its product Methyltransferase-related protein. The record is from RefSeq and is a predicted model, not a curated record. NCBI's taxonomy places the organism in Eukaryota, Viridiplantae, Streptophyta, Magnoliopsida, Malvales, Malvaceae.